Metopolophium dirhodum (rose-grain aphid) is the source of this 1088-nucleotide messenger RNA. RefSeq lists its product as uncharacterized. The transcript has 5 exons. NCBI's taxonomy places the organism in Eukaryota, Metazoa, Arthropoda, Insecta, Hemiptera, Aphididae. Bases 210 to 863 code for a protein of 217 amino acids. The record is from RefSeq and is a predicted model, not a curated record.
UAAUAGUCGGACAGACAGUCGUUGGUAUCGUAUUUAUCGGUCGAUCGAUUCUCAAAAGAAGUACAAGUGGGCAAUACGUCCGAUGCCUGUUACAAAUUUAUGUAUAUAAGUUAAUAAAUUAUAUGACUAUACGAGUACAGUAGGCAUUAUAAUUUUGUUUUAUAUAUUUUUUUUUUUUAUAAUAAUUGUUUUAAUAUAUUUUUGUUAACAUGCUCAAGACGUGUUACGGUUUGUGUUCCCUGCGCACAGGAGUAAAAUGUGUAGCGUUUUACGAACUGAUUUGUACAAUCCUGUUCUUUUUAAGUGUUUUCGUGUACGAAACGUUUAGUAAAAUUCAUCUAGUUCACGAUGAUGUUGACGUUUAUUAUUUCCUACAGUCGUGCAUAAUAAUAAUUACUCUGUUAAAACUAUUCGCCAGCGUGUCUUUGAUGCAAUCUACAUUUCAGAACGCCCCGUCAAAGAUAUUUAUUUGGAUUGUGAUCGCUUGCAUCGUUUACCUCACUGCAUUUAUCGUUUCGAUUAAGAUGUACAUCCACAAAGUGCACCGCAAUAGGCUCAUAGCCAAAUCCGCAGACUCCGUAAACCAGCUGGAAUGCCAUCUUCUCCUCGCUUUUAUUUUGAUAAACUUUCUCUCUAUUGUUGAGAUUCACGUCGUUGCGUCGUACUACCGUCAAGAGAAACAUUUGGAGGAAGUUGAACAGUGUACAAGAACGCACGCCGCCGUAAUAUCGUCAAUGAAAACUCGCGGAGACUUGGAAAAUAUGUUCAUUCACGACGUCUCGCGGGCUCUCCCAAUCAACAGGUCUUCUGCUGCAGAGGCGGAAACAUCGAUUUUCACUUCUUUUAAAGGGGUGCCGGUUUGAUAUGCCUACGAUUCACAUAUGAAAGGCCCAGACAGCGCAUUGCAUUUUAUAAGUUAUAAACAAUGAUUUACCAAAUUUGUAUCUAAGUAUACAUUUUGAUUUUGUUACCAUUAUAACUAAGUUAUCAACUAUUAUUAUACUACUAAUUUUAAAUUUACCACGUAUGAUUUUAGAAAUAUCAUAUUAUACGAUUAAAUAGGUAUAAAUAGGAAAUAAAAAAUAAAA